Molecule: messenger RNA, 366 nt
Organism: Xenia sp. Carnegie-2017
Lineage: Eukaryota; Metazoa; Cnidaria; Anthozoa; Malacalcyonacea; Xeniidae
Product: AP-3 complex subunit mu-1-like
Exons: 5
Coding region: 1-366 (121 amino acids)
Biological process (GO): endocytosis
Cellular component (GO): cytoplasmic vesicle
Source: RefSeq, a predicted model, not a curated record
AUGGGUUACUGGAUAUAUUUCUGGAAAAAAAUUGGGGGAAGUGUUUUGGGACGCUCUGUUUGUGAUUAUUUCUUUGAAGCUCAAGGAAAGGCUACUUCUCCAGAAGACAUUCCUCCUGUAAUUGCAACAGGAUUCAGUUAUCUCAUCAUUCCACCUUUGUUUGUGAUUGAAUUUCUUCAUCAAGUGGUUGACUUGAUCAUAGAAUAUUUCUCUGACUGUACUGAAACAAUCAUUAAAGAAAAUUGUGUCAUUUUAUUGGAAGAGAUGUUGGAUAAUGGAUUCCCUCUUGCUACAGAGUCAAAUGUCCUUAAAGAGUUGAUAAGACCUCCUAGUAUAGUUAGAAAUGUUGUUAAUAAAGUGACUUGA